GUGACGCUUUGGGCAGAGUGAGAGAGCGGCUGAUGCUUCAGUGCAGUGAGGAGCUACGGGAGACAGGAGCACAGGGGUCGGAGCUACGGGAGACAGGAGCACAGGGGUCGGAGCUACGAGAGACUGGAGCACAGGGGUCGGAGCUACGGGAGACAGGAGCACAGGGGUCGGAGGGAGGCGCAGUUCCGUUACACAGUGAGAGACGGAGGAGGGAGGAAUAAGGAGGUGCCGGUGAGAGGAGAAGAAGAAGGAGUGCAGGAGCGGUGGCGCUGUGCAUGGAGGGAUUUGUAGAGAAGAAGCAAAUCAGCCCCGGUCAUUCUGCACAAGAGUUGCGCCUGAGCCGGGCCUAGUUGGGCCGACAUGUUCCGUAACAGCCUGAAGAUGCUGCUCAGCGGCGGCAAAUCCAACCGCAAGAAUCGCUCCAGCGAUGGAGGGAGCGAGGAACUCCAGGAGAGUCGGAGGCAGCCGAGUGUAGACAGUCGCCACGGUCGGGCGGCCCAAGGUGGCUCCUCCUCAGAGAACGACUGUGCGUUUGAGCCGGAUUACUCCAUCAACCCUCUCCCGGUCACAGAGGGAAUGCAGCACAUCAGGAUGAUGGAGGGCAUGUCCCGCUCUCUGCCCUCGUCCCCUUUACUCACCCAUCAGGCCAUCAGUGUGCGGCUGCAGCCCACGAAAAAACUAACUGACCCACUGAGAAAGGCAAAGUUUGUGGAGAGUCCCAGAAUUCCAGAGUCUGAAUUAGGAUCUCCGACUCUCGGUUCCACCCAGAAACUGGAAGCUGAGGCCUACCUGCUGGGGGAAGACGAGUUGGUCCUGGGCCCACCUCCAUCCGUUGAUGAGGCUGCGAACACCCUCAUGACCCGAUUGGGUUUCCUCCUGGGAGAGAAAGUCAGCGAAGUCCAGGCGACUGUUCCCCAAUACAGCAUGGAGGAGCAGGAGGAAAACCAAGUGAGAGAAGACUGGCAAGAAGACAAACAGGGUUCUUCGGUCACCCAGAGGAUCAGCCCCUGUUCCACACUGACCAGCAGUACAGCUUCUCCCCCUGCCAGCAGCCCCUGCUCCACGCUCCCACCCCCUAACACAACGGCUCCUGCCAAGGACUGCAGCCCAACCUCCACGUUGGAGAGCAGGGACAGCGGAAUCAUUGCCACCUUGACAAGCUACUCCGAAAAUAUGGACCGCUCCAAAUAUGGGGUGGAGAGUGGCAAGGACGGUGGCUCCCGCGGGUGUGUGAAACAGGCCCAAAAGUCCAUGGACUCCUGUCUCUACCGGGUUGACGAGAACAUAAUGGCCUCUACCUUCAGCCUGAACAAGAUCCCUGAGAGGGGACUGGACACUGGUCUCUCCCAGUCUGUACAGUCGAUCCCACUCUACCUCAUGCCAAGACCCAACUCUGUUGCAGCCACCAGCUCUGCACACCUGGAAGACCUUGCUUAUCUGGAUGAGCAGAGACACACCCCACUGCGUACUUCUUUGCGGAUGCCACGUCAGACCCUGGCCGGACUACGCACCCCACAGGACCUGAGAGUGCGUUUCGCACCCUACCAGCCCCCAGAUAUUUCCUUGAAACCACUGUUGUUUGAGGUACCGAGUACCACCACAGAUGCCAUGUUUGUGGGACGUGAUUGGCUCUUCCAUGAAAUUGAUGCCCAGCUCCAGAGCGAGGACGAUGCUGUCAACCGGGGAGUAGUCAUCUGCGGCAAUAUCGGCUUUGGGAAAACUGCUAUAAUUUCCCGGCUCGUCACGCUAAGCUGCCACGGGACACGUAUGCGACAGAUCAAUUCUGACAGCCCGCAUGCCUCCCCGAAACAUUCAGAAGCAAAUAGGGAGCUGAGCCAACCAGGACAGAUGCACUCAGGCAUUACCAGCGGAAGCUGCCCAGGGACACCGGAAAUGCGCCGGCGGCAGGAGGAGGCAAUGAGGAGAAUAGCAGCGCAGGUGGUGGCAUAUCACUACUGCCAGGCUGACAAUGCCUAUACCUGCUUAGUACCUGAAUUUGUUCAUAAUGUGGCCGCCUUGCUCUGCCGGGCCCCUCAUCUUGUGGCUUACAGGGAACAACUUUUGCGUGAGCCCCACCUACAGAGCCUUCUCAGUCUGCGCUCCUGUGUGCAGGAUCCAUCUGCAUCUUUUCGCAGGGGUGUCCUAGAACCACUGGAAAACCUGUACAAAGAAAGGAAGAUUCCGGAUGAAGAUUACAUCAUUUUGAUAGAUGGGCUGAAUGAAGCGGAGUUCCACAAACCAGAUUAUGGAGAUACUAUUGUGUCAUUCUUGAACAAGAUGAUAGGGAAAUUUCCCCGCUGGCUUAAGCUUAUCGUGACCGUGAGAACUACCCUGCAGGAAAUCACUAAGCAACUUCCUUUCCACCGCAUUUCCCUCGACCGGUUAGAAGAAAAUGAGGCUAUAGACCAAGACCUCCAGGCUUACAUUCUUCAGCGCAUUCACAGCAGUUCCGAGAUCCAGAAUAAUAUUUCCCUUAAUGGCAAGAUGGACAACACUACCUUUGGGAAGCUUAGUUCUCACCUCAAGACACUGAGCCAGGGAUCUUAUCUUUACCUAAAGUUGACAUUUGACCUCAUAGAAAAAGGUUACCUUGUUCUCAAAAGCUCCAGUUACAAGGUGGUUCCAGUGUCUUUGACUGAGGUCUACCUCUUGCAGUGCAACAUGAGGUUUCCCACCCAAUCCUCAUUUGAAAGGGCUCUACCUCUCCUCAACGUUGCCGUGGCUUCUCUUCACCCGCUGACUGAUGAACACAUCUUCCAGGCCAUCAACGCAGGCAGCGUGGAUGGAGGGUUAGAAUGGGAAGACUUUCAACAGCGCAUGGAGAAUCUAUCCAUGUUCCUGAUCAAGAGGAGAGACUUGACUCGGAUGUUUGUGCACCCUUCUUUUCGGGAGUGGCUGAUUUGGAGGGAGGAUGGUGAAAAGACCAAAUUUCUGUGUGAUCCCAGGAGUGGCCAUAUUCUGCUGGCAUUCUGGUUCUCUCGCCAGGAGGGGAAGCUGAACAGGCAGCAGACCAUCGAGCUGGGACACCAUAUACUUAAAGCCCAUAUCUUCAAGGGUCUCAGCAAGAAGGUUGGAGUUGCAUCAUCUAUCCUCCAAGCCCUAUGGAUUUCUUAUAGCACAGAUGGCCUGUCAAUGGCGCUGGCAUCUCUUAGAAACCUCUACACUCCCAAUAUCAAGGUGAGCCGUCUGCUGAUCAUGGGGGGAGCCAAUGUGAAUUAUCGUACUGAGGUGCUGAACAACGCCCCUAUCCUGUGUGUUCAGGCACAUCUGGGAUACACAGAGAUGGUGGCACUGCUGCUGGAGUUCUGCGUAAAUGUGGAUGCCAGUUCAGAGAGUGGCCUUACUCCACUGAGUUAUGCAGCCGCGUCAGGCCACCUAACCAUUGUCAUGCUGCUGUGCAAGAGGCGAGCCAAGGUGGAUCUGCUGGAUAAGAACGGCCAGUGUGCGCUGGUUCAUGCUGCUCUGCGGGGUCACCUGGAGGUAGUCAAGUACCUAAUUCAGUGCGACUGGACUAUGGCCGGACAGCAGUCAGGAGUCCUGAAGAAGAGCCAAGCCAUCCAGCAAGCCCUGAUCGCAGCUGCUAGCAUGGGAUACUCAGAGAUUGUCUCCUACUUGCUGGAUCUCCCUGAGAAGGAUGAGGAGGAAGAGGAGAGAGCUCAGAUUAACAGCUUUGACAGCUUGUGGGGAGAGACCGCUCUAACCGCUGCAGCGGGCCGUGGGAAGCUAGACGUUUGCCGACUUCUACUUGAACAAGGGGCAGCUGUUUCCCAGCCCAAUAGGCGAGGUGUUGUGCCAAUAUUCAGUGCUGUGCGCCAGGGACACUGGCAGAUUGUGGACCUUUUACUCACCCACGGGGCAGAUGUAAACAUGGCUGACAAGCAGGGCCGCACCCCACUAAUGACAGCAGCAUCUGAGGGGCAUGUGGCUACAGUGGAGUUCCUGCUGGCACAAGGAGCUUCCAUAAGCCUCAUGGACAAGGAGGGCCUGACAUCUCUGAGCUGGGCUUGCCUUAAAGGGCACCUUUCAGUGGUGCGGAUGCUGGUGGAAAGUGGAGCUGCUACUGACCACGCUGACAAGAACGGAAGAACUCCUCUGGACCUUGCAGCCUUUUACGGAGACGCCGAGGUGGUUCAGUUCCUGGUGGAUCAAGGAGCAAUGAUUGAACAUGUGGACUACAGUGGGAUGCGCCCGUUGGACAGAGCGGUGGGAUGCAGAAACACAUCGGUGGUGGUGGCUCUUCUGAAGAAGGGAGCCAAGAUAGGUCCAGCAACCUGGGCCAUGGCAACUUCCAAGCCAGACAUCAUGGUCAUUCUGCUGAGUAAACUGAUGGAGGAGGGAGACAUGUUCUACAAGAAGGGAAAGGUAAAAGAAGCGGCUCAGAGGUACCAAUACGCUCUGAAGAAGUUCCCACGGGAGGGAUUUGGUGAUGAUCUUAAGACAUUUCGAGAACUCAAAGUGUCUCUCCUGCUUAAUCUGUCCCGCUGCCGACGAAAGAUGAAUGAUUUUGGGAUGGCUGAGGAAUUUGCCACUAAAGCUUUGGAACUGAAGCCAAAAUCCUAUGAGGCAUUUUACGCCCGAGCCAGGGCCAAGCGGAGCAGCAGGCAAUUCACUGCGGCUCUGGAGGAUCUGAAUGAGGCCAUCCAGCUUUGUCCUAACAACCGUGAAAUUCAGCGGCUGCUAAUGCGGGUCGAGGAGGAAUGCAGACAGAUUCAGCAGGAGGAGGAAGUGCAGGAAAUGCAAGAUGAGCCAGAGCAGGAGGCGCAGAAUGAGGAAAUAGACUCCACGCAGGAGGAUAUCUAUGAAGAAGAGUAUCUUGAGCAGGACAUGGACGCUGUUCCUGUGAGUUUACCAACUGAAGUAAGGCCAUGCCCGAGUCUACCAGGAAUGCAAAGUCCACCCCAAUCUCCUGCCCAUCGGGAUUCUGCCUAUAUCUCUGGCUUUGACUUCAGAUCCAACAGCUCAGUAGGUUCUCCUACAAGGCAAAGCUACCAAUCUACUUCUCCGUCCCUUUCUCCCACUCACCAGAACCACUACAGAGCCAGUCCUCCUCACACAUCACCAGCCCACCAGAGCUCAUCGUAUCGCUUCAGUCCCCCUCCUGUGGGCGGGCAAGUUAUGGACUACCCCAGCCCACCCCCUUCACCUCUACGAAGGGCCCCCCAGUACAGAGCCAGUCCUCCUAGUGAAAGCAUGUACAGACAGCCAUCUGGCUCUCCAGUACGGUAUCAACAGGAACCAUGCAUAAGUCAGCACCCAGGUAGACCCAAGUCUCCUUUGUCCAAGAUGUCUCAAAGGUCCUUCCAGAUGUCACAGCUUCCAACUGCCAUCCCUCAACCUGCACAUCGGUUGCAACCUGCCAAGGCACAAAUUGUACGCAGCAAUCAGCCUAGUUCUGCAGUUCACUCCAGUGCAGUCAUCUCCAGUGGGACAUAUGGACAAGUGGCACAUGGGAUGGCCAGUAAAUACCAGACAUCCUCUGGGGAGAUAAGCCAAAGCCGACUAGUGUACCAAGCCUCUCUUGGAGGCCUCAUGCCGGAUGGUCGUCCUGUUCAGCAUGUUCAAGCUAGUUUGAGUGCUGGGGCAAUAUGUCAACAAACAUUCCCAAAAGAUGACAUUCCCCAACGGCCGACCUCUGCCUACAGAGGUGGCAUGAGGUACAACCAAACGCCGCAAAUUGGUCGCAGCCAGUCUGCAUCUUACUAUCCAGUUCUAGAACGCACUUCUCUGCCAUCCAGCCAGCUUGUCUCGACAGAAGUUUCUCACCUGAUAAGGAGACCUGUGAGUAUCAACCCUAAUGAAAUCAAGCCUCACCCGCCCACGCCAAGGCCGCUGUUGCACUCGCAAAGUGUGGGACUUCGCUUUUCUCCGUCCAGCAACAGCAUUUCAUCCUCUUCCAGCCUGUCUGCUAACUUCCGUGCAUCCGCCUCCAUUCAACAAAUGGAAAUUCCACUCAAACCAGCCUAUGAACGGCUCUGUGAUGAGUUGUCUCCAGUGUCCCCACCCCAAGGGACCUACCCUAAUGAACCUCGCUCUAGGACCACCCCCUUCAUGGGUAUCAUCGACAAGACAGCACGGACUCAGCAGUACCCUCAUCACCAUCAGACAAGCAGACCAUGGGCUGUUUCCUCUGUAGACACUGUCCUUAGUCCCACAUCUUCUGGUAUCCUCCCCCAGCAAGAAUCCUUCAGCCCCCCCUCCUCAAUCAGCAACAUAGCAUUUUAUAACAAAACCAAUAAUGCGCAGAACGGGCAUCUACUGGAAGACGACUACUACAGCCCUCAUGGGGUCUUAGCCAAUGGCUCCCGAGGGGACCUAUUAGAGAGAGUUACACAGGCCUCUUCUUAUCCUGAUGUCAAAGUGGCCAGAACACUGCCUGUUGCACAGGCUUACCAGGACAACCUUUACCGGCAGCUGUCCAGGGACUCCCGACAGGGCCAGACUUCACCCAUCAAACCAAAGAGACCAUUUGUGGAGUCCAAUGUGUAGAAUGACUGACUAUCCCCUCGCCAAUCCACUUCUUUCCAGGGUCUCCUCCUUUUCCCCCUCAAUGCUCCCUCCCAGUGUCCCUCUGUCUUGCUCUGCAGUCAGGUGAUGGAGCAACUUUUCCUAAGACUACAGUGCCUCCUACUUAUCUUCUUUUCCCCAGCUUUGGAGACUUUAACUCAGUUUGUGCUUCUGACCCACCAAGUUGGGCAGACCUGGUCCCCUAGUGAGGAAGAUGCUUCCUAGAAGUCCUUCUUGCAUUGAACAAGUUGGGUUCUCAGAUUACAGCUGGGUAAUCUUUUUCCCCCUCCUUCCCUCACUAUCUAUUUAAUUUUGGAAUGUGUUUUAUUGUUUGUGAACUAGAUUUUAACCAGUAAUUGCACUUACCUUGAUAAGACAUUACCUUGCCAGCCCCAUUCACCUUUCUGUACACAGCUAUAGGGCUUUAUUGGGAAUGAAACUGCUUCUCCUUCUUGAGAUCAAGCUUCUGCAGGCAGGCAGUGUAAACAGGCCUUGGUUAUUAUUCUGGGGUGUUAAGCUAAGGUAGAAGCAGAACCGCCAUUGAGAGAAAGUUCACUCUAGCAGCACCGCAGGGAUCUGGAAAUUUAGCACUCAAAAGGGCUCUGUCUAUAUAUCUACCUAUCUGUCUAGACACAAACGCACAUAAUACUGUAUAAAUGAUCUAGUAAUAUGCUUUAUAAUGAGUGAUUACGUUUUAUAGCUGAUAAAUCAUGUAUCAAACAGUGUUUUUGAAGGAGACAUAUGUACAAAUACCUUCAGAAGCCAAGCACCAUGCCUCCAUAUACUGACAAUUUUUUAAAGGGACUGAUGACACCAUUCUUUACUUUCCCUCAUUGGUGAUUGUUUUGAGGGGCGUAAAUGUCAAUUAAGAAACAAGCAACAUGGCGACCAGUUUAACAGUAAGGAGCAGAUGUGCAUUGAGGUGGGUUUAGCAGAUCUUUCACACUGAAAAAUGGUGCCAUUGCCAGCUGGUAGUCUGAAGAAGACCUAUGUGCAUUGAGUAUGUGGUGGAAGUUGCUUUGAGUCCCCUGAUCCAAGGUCAGCGCUAGGGAUAGUUGCCCUUUGGAUAUUAAGGAAUGGUAGAAGUGAGCCUUAAGGUGGCCAUACACGGACCAAUAAAAGCUGCCGACAGGCCGAGUCUCCGACGGGCUUCCCCGAUCGAUAUCUGGCCGAAAGUCGUCAGAUGUCGAUCGGACAGGACUAAAAAUCCCGUCGGAUCGCGCCCGCAUCUGUUCGUUAAUGUGGUCCCGCUAUCUGACCGUUACCCUUCGUUAUGAUCCGAUCGUUGGGCCCUAGGGCCCACAACGGAUCAGCCCGAUAUCGCCCACCUCAAGGUGGGCAUAUCAGGGAGAGAUCUCUCAGUGUAUGUCACCAAAUGAGCAGAUCUCUCAGUGUAUGGCCACCUAUAGGCUAGGGCCACAAUGGGGGCAAAAUCAGCUAGCUGGAAUACACUGGCCAUAUUGAGGGCAGUAGCCUCCUCUUUUCUGGAUUUAGAAGCACAGACUUCAGCUCAAAAUUUCAGAGACUUGCAGUUCUUCGCGAGUUUGUUUGCAUUUAAAGCUUAUGAAUGCAGAAAAGAGAGGAGGCUACUGCCCUCAAUAUGGCCGGUGUAUUUCAGCUAUCUGAUUUUGGCCCCUGUGUGGCCCUAGCCUUACAAUCAGAACAGCUGUAUCUCAGCAGGGUGUCUAUUAGGAAACUGGCUGCCCUUUCCAUGUUCUUUUGAUAGUUUUAAUUUGCAUUGGUUGCUAAGUGUUCAAUGUACCCCAUACAAAGCUUAGCUAUAGGGUCAAAUGAGGCCAAUCAAAUAUGGGUUGUUUAUUUGAGCAGAAUUACCAUGUUUUAUUUUUUAAUUCCAAGAAUAUUGCAGCAGGUGCCUCUACAGAUGUUGUUGAGCUAGAGCUGCCACCAGAACUUCUGGUUCCACAAGAACUGGAAAGCUGCCAACACUUGUGUUUUUAUUGCUCUUUUUAAUUCUUACUGUGCGCUUUGUUGGUCAGAGUUUCUGUGAGUAUAUAUGAAGUACAUACCAGAUAUGGGAUUGUUGGAUUAAUCAUCUUUACAUGGGCACAUAUUGGCUUGCAGACUUGGCCACUUUUAAGAUAGAAGGUAAAUUAUUGGUGAUGCCAUUGACUAGUUGUCCGAGGACUCGUUUAAGUCAACAGCCAAUGUCUGCUUGUCAGCCUAUGAAUGGAGUCCUUGACCUGCGGAUCUUCAGGGCCCACCUGCAUGAUCCAAUGUGUGACGUUGUAACAUAGUUAUGUUGUGUGUGUCCAGAUUAGUCUAUUGACUUGGCAAAUCUGCAUAUGCGCAUGUUAGACUAACUGCUACAAACUGGUGGCCAUUGGUUUCAUUGGGUGUGCCGGUGUAUUUAUCAGGCUUGGUAUUUUGGGAUAGUGCUGGUAGUUUCAUGCUGGGAGUUGAUCUUACAACUAAGAAUAUAUAUCCUACCCAUUACUGUUAGUUGAGUUAUUUGUGCAGACUUGGUGCUCCACUAGCUUUAGCUCAAGUGUGACAUCCAGUAUAGGGAAAUGUGUGUUUUGGUAUCAGUCGGUUUCUUUUCAUUUACGGCUCAAUACUCAUGGAUUAAGAGGAGCAGCUUGUAGGCUUCCAAGGCAAAACUACAUCAUAGACUGUCACUUUCCAUAGGUUUACAAGAAAACACCGCACCGUAGGCUGUCUUAUGAUAAGGCAACACCGCACCGUAGGCUGUCACUGCCUUAGGCACCAUAUGCUGUCUCUGUCCCUACGGUAUCAAGGCACCACCGCACCGUAGGCUGUCACUGUCCUUAGGCACUGUAGGCUGUCACUGCACUUUGGCACUGUAGGCUGUCUCUUUCCUUAGGGUAACAAGGCAACACCACACCAUAGGCUGUCUCUUUCCUUAGGGUAACAAGGCAACACCACACCAUAGGCUGUCUCUUUCCUUAGGGUAACAAGGCAACACCACACCGUAGGUUGUCUCUUUCCUUAGGGUAACAAGGCAACACCACACCAUAGGCUGUCUCUUUCCUUAGGGUAACAAGGCAACACCACACCAUAGGCUGUCUCUUUCCUUAGGGUAACAAGGCAACACCACACCGUAGGCCAUCUCUUUCCUUAGGGUAACAAGGCAACACCACACCGUAGGUUGUCUCUUUCCUUAGGGUAACAAGGCAACACCACACCAUAGGCUGUCUCUUUCCUUAGGGUAACAAGGCAACACCACACCGUAGGCCAUCUCUUUCCUUAGGGUAACAAGGCAACACCACACCGUAGGCCAUCUCUUUCCUUAGGGUAACAAGGAAACACCACACCGUAGGCUGUCUCUGUCCUUGGGGUAACAAGGCAACACCACACUAUAGGCUGGGGCCUACCAUAAAGGUUUAAGGCAAUACAAAUUGAGUAUCAGUUGUGAAUGUGACAGUUUAGGGAUAUUUGAUGUGUGUUGGGUUCCCUUUGAAUGACAGGCUGGUUAUGAUUAGUGGAUGCUUUGCUGUGAGCAUGUGUUAUAUGUAAUAGAUGUGAAUGAAGAGGGUCUCGUUUUAUCCUUUUUAUAAGAGGUAACCAUACUUUUAAAGUGCACUAUAAAAAAAAUUCUAUUUUUGACUUAUUUUUCGCUCCAUAUCUCCAAACUGCUUAACCCACAAUCCUCCCCACCACCCUUCCCCCCUCCCCACUUUGCAAACGUAUUGCACAUACCGGAAAGACUGGACAUGCCCCUUGGGGGGUCCUUUCCUCGCAGCCUUCCCCCGGACUCUUCUUUGUACAGUGUAUUUAAUCGGGUGCAUGGUCCGUUCUCUCCGCCCAUAUACAGACCGCCGGCAUUGUUCUAGAAUCUCUAUCUAUAAAUAAAUCUAUAUAUGAUAUAGCGCAGUGCUCAGGUCCAGGAGUUAUGUUUUUAUACACAGCCUCCCACCUAUUCCUCCUCUCGAUGAUGAGGGGGGGUGGCUGCUGAUUUGAGCAUUGGUUCUCAUGUGAAUAUUGAGGAAUUAUAAAAAAAAAAAUGAACAUUUUCUGUUGACUACUUUCAUUUUUCUGCUAUUGACCCCCUCGCUCACACUUUAACUGCCGCAGGUGUAAGAGAAACAGAGAAAGCUUUCGGCGCGACUACAACUCUCUCUUGGGCUGCCGGUGGGAUUCUGGGAGUUGUAGUCCGACCUCCGACAUCUGAAGAGGUGGGGGAGGGGAAGCACGCUAGGUGCCUGGGUUUAUAAACGAAGAUACAAAACAACCCCCCCCACUGCUUUUAUUUUGUGUCUUUUAACUUUUAUUUUCAUUACCCGCUGUAUUUGCUUGCUCUGUUAUUUCCUUGUCUGUACAUGUGAAGUGUGAGAUAGAUGUGAACAAUAAUUCCUACCUUCCCGAGCCGCCUUCUCUCUCUCUCUCUGUCUCUCUCUCACUGUCUCUCUCUCUCUCUAUACAACCUGUAACUGUAAAUUCAAACAAGAAAUUGUAUGGGAUGAAAGAGGAAAAGAAAUGUACUUAUUUAUAAAUGGUUAAUUACACUUGGAA
This is a messenger RNA of Xenopus laevis (African clawed frog), 10995 nucleotides long. It is a transcript of the gene tanc2.L, whose product is annotated as protein TANC2. Gene Ontology annotation, cellular component: dendritic spine; postsynapse. Bases 361 to 6486 code for a protein of 2041 amino acids. The record is from RefSeq and is a predicted model, not a curated record. Gene Ontology annotation, biological process: regulation of dendritic spine morphogenesis. The transcript has 28 exons. Lineage: Eukaryota; Metazoa; Chordata; Amphibia; Anura; Pipidae.